Molecule: messenger RNA, 2037 nt
Organism: Ostreobium quekettii
Lineage: Eukaryota; Viridiplantae; Chlorophyta; Ulvophyceae; Bryopsidales; Ostreobiaceae
Source: the annotation of a GenBank genome assembly
AUGGCGGACGGGGUGGGCGGCGCCGCCCGGGGACGCGAGGCGGCCGACCCCAGGCUGCACGUAAACAACUUGCCUGCCGAAGUCAGUGAGGCCGAGGUGCGGGAUGUCUUGGAGGAGGUCGGACCCGUGAAGAGCUUGAGGCUGAUCACAGGGGAAGGCAGCAACCUGGCUGCAAUCUGUGAGUAUUAUGACAUGCCAACAGCACAGAGUGCUCGGAGAAAUCUGGAUGGGGCCCUUAUCCAAGAGCAGUCCAUCACUGUGCGUUUCCUGGUUGAGGUGUCCUCAACAAUGCCUGAAUUGGCAACCCAAGAGGAGGGGAAAGAAAAUGGUGCACCCAAGGCAGUGCCUGAGUCUGCUGAGGGCCUCAUGAGUUCACUGCCUGGCUUUCCAACCACGGGUCCUCAAGACGAUGCCACACUUGCCGACGUCGUCAAUAACAUGAACCAGUCGCAGCUCCUUGAGGUCAUGUGGCAAGUGAAGGAGGCGGUGCAUCUGGACCCAAAAGUCGUGCGUGAGUCGCUGGUGGACAAGCCCAGCUUCUUGCGGGCCUUGUUUGAUGCCCAGCUAAACCUGGGGAUGGUGAAUGUCCCUGACGAGGGUGGCUCAGAGGUGACGGGCCCGAUCAUGCAGCAGCUCUUGAGGAUGCUGAAGCCCUUGAAGGCAGAGCCCAAGGCUGCGGAUGCGCAUCCCCGAGGGAAACACGGCCCCUCUGGCGGCCGUCCACCUGGCCCAUCGCGAGCUCAACGAGCCCCGUUCCCAAAGACAGAGACCCCAGCUCCAACCCCUCCGAGGGGCCAGCUCCCCUCAGCUCCACAGCGGCAGCACAUGCGGAAGGCCCAGUCGCAUCGUGGCGCCCGCACAGCAGCCCCCCCACAACCCCCACGGAGGGACCGCCUCACCUUUGCGCCUCCGCCAACUCAGCCUCCCUCCGCAAUCCACACUGAGCCCCGCACCAAGGAGCCACGCCUCGUGAGCCCGCCCGACGACCUGCUGAAAGACCCCAGGCUGGAGAGCCUGCUGCACGACACGCUGAAUGACCCGAGGCUGGGCAGCCUGCUGCAGGAGCUGCCCGACAUUGGCCGGAGCGGGCCGUACCCAUUGCCUGUGCAGCCGUCCGGACUGCCCCUUUCUGCCCAACAGCAGCAGCGGCCGCCACCUCCUGCAGGGAUCGUCCCGUUGAGCCAGCCACCGCCCAACAUGUUGCUCCCAGCCCAUGGACGUCUGGUGGGUGCACCCACCAGGCCUAGUGGGCCCCAGCAGUUGGGAGGCAGCCAACCCAGCCCCUUGCAAGGAAAAGGCCAUCAGACUGGUGGCAAUGUGUUGUUGGCCCCCCCGAUGCUACAGUCCAGCCAACCACAGGCCAGUGCCAUGCAGAUGGAAGGCCAGGCCAUUGGCGGGCAAAGGCCCAGGCAGGUCGGCCCCGGGGUGGUGGUGGUGUCCCAGCUGCCCCAGGGUGGCGUGCAGAUGGGCCAGCAGCCGUCGCGCAGUCCUGUCGUGCACGUGGGCGGCAACCCUGGGGAGCUCAUUGUGCAGAGCCCCUGGCAGGUGCAGCACCCACAGCAUGCUGGCGUGGGCAUGCCCGGGGUGUCUUUCCAGAACGUGGUGCCACAGCAGCAGGUGAGGCUGGACGGGCUGCCGCAGCCCGGCGGGAUCGUGAUCGGGGGAGGGCCCUCUGGCCCAUCCGUCCUGAAUGCCCCUCGGCCGAGGGGGAACUUUGGUGGCGACACGGCCAGCCGGGCGCAGUCGGGGCAGGUCAUGCCAUGGAACCAGUACAUGGGCCAGGGGGGAAACAUGAUCACACAGGUGGUACCAGGCCCCUCGGCUGUCCACGUGCAGAUCCCUGGGAGGGGGGGAGGCGGUGGGCGGGGUGGCGGGCCGCAACCCCGCGGCGGCAAGGGCGGGUGGAGAAAACGCGGGGAGAACACGUCUGGGGGGCGGUGGAGGGGCGGGGGCGUGUCAAAGAGGGGAAGGGGAGAGAGGGGGGGGAGGGCGGAGAGAGGCGGCAGGACGGGUCGAGGACGGGUUUGGCGAAAGUAG